Symbiodinium pilosum is the source of this 427-nucleotide messenger RNA. Lineage: Eukaryota; Dinophyceae; Suessiales; Symbiodiniaceae. The record is from the annotation of a GenBank genome assembly.
GUCCAUCAUGGCCGCUCCCGCCGAGCCUACCUACACCAUUCCGGCCUACACCACCGAUCCGAUGCCCGCCUAUACCAUCCAGCAGGAUGCUGGUGUGCCGGUGACCUACACUUCGGCGCCCAUCAGCAUGCCGGCUGGCUACACCUACAUGCCUGCUUCCGACUACACGUACAUGCCCGCGAUGCCUGCUGCACCCCUCGACCACUCUCAGGGAAAGUGGUUUGCCCCGGGUGAGGCUCUGCCCCCAGGCUACGUGAUCACCGCCCACCCAGAAGGGCACACGGCUCCUCAGGAGACCCACAGCAUGACCGACAAGGCCCGCGAGAGCUUCGUUGUCACCGGCAGCACCCUCAAGUCGGCACUCCCAAAGGCUCCUGAGAAGAAGACCAAGAAGAGCAAGAAGAAGAAGUCCAGCGGCUGCUGCUGA